Messenger RNA from Microtus ochrogaster (prairie vole), 3696 nucleotides. It is a transcript of the gene Zdhhc23, whose product is annotated as zDHHC palmitoyltransferase 23. Gene Ontology annotation, biological process: protein targeting to membrane; peptidyl-L-cysteine S-palmitoylation. Gene Ontology annotation, molecular function: protein-cysteine S-palmitoyltransferase activity. The record is from RefSeq and is a predicted model, not a curated record. NCBI's taxonomy places the organism in Eukaryota, Metazoa, Chordata, Mammalia, Rodentia, Cricetidae. Gene Ontology annotation, cellular component: Golgi apparatus; endoplasmic reticulum.
GCCGGGGGCGACUGGAUCGCAAGGCAGGCGCGCGCACACCGGCGGUGCAGACAGGUGGGCGACUCCACCCUGCACGCCCGAGCCGGCAGGGCUGGGUCCCCGACGCAGCCGCGCCCAGAGGAGCCGGUCCUCCUCCCGGUCCCCGCCUCCGUAGGAGGGCAGGUAACUUCUCAGCCAAGGUCAUUCUCCAGGCCCGCCCACGCCCUCGGAGCGGCUGGCUCGGAGUGGGCUGGACGGAGACCUCGGGGCUGCCGGGGACUCCUGGCAGCCCGGGGCGGGUGGAUGGUUGAAGCGCCGAGGCGUCACUGCCUGCACCUGCGAGGGCGUUGGCGUUAAUCACAAGCGAGGAUGUGUUUACAGGAUGUGAGUUGAGUUGUUGCCACCUUUGCCUUCUGAGAGCUUCUGAUGGCUCAUGGUGACAGGUGCAAACACUGAAGGGCAAUAUGAAGCCAGUAAAAAAAAAGAAAACCGAAGAACCUGAGUUGGAGCCCCUGUGCUGCUGUGAGUAUAUUGAUCGAAAUGGGGAAAAGAACCACGUGGCUGCUUGUUUGUGUGAUUGUCAAGACCUCGAUGAAGGCUGUGACAGAUGGCUUACCUGUAAAUCAAUGCGGCCAGAGACUUGCGAAAGAAUCACAGAUACGAUUUCUGAUCGCCUCCGAAUUCCUUGGCUUAGAGGAGCCAGAAAAGUUAAUAUUAGCAUCGUCCCUCCACUCGUGCUUUUGCCAGUUUUCCUUCACGUGGCUUCCUGGCAUUUCCUGCUGGGGGUGGUGGUUCUGACCUCCCUUCCCGUGCUGGCGCUCUGGUACUACUACCUCACUCACAGAAGGAAAGAGCAGACACUGUUUUUCCUCAGCCUUGGACUAUUCUCACUGGGUUACAUGUACUAUGUGUUCCUGCGGGAAGUGGUCCCCAAAGGGCGGGUAGGGCCCACCCAGCUGGCUCUCCUUACCUUCGGGUUAUUCCUAAUACUCUUAGCCUUGUACCGAGCCAAGAAGGAUCCAGGCUACCUCAGCAAUCCAGCUUGCAGUGACAAAUGCCCCAGCAACAGCCAAAUCGAAUGCCCGAUCAAAAAAGGGCAAGAGAAGACCAAAGGGUUCCCUGGAACAGAUCCCUCAGGGAGCCUCAACAACCGCACGCUGAAGGAUGAUAUUAAGGGCUCCUCCAGGGUGGCACUUGACAGCCCUGCCAAGGUGAAGGAGGACUGGUGUGCCAAGUGUCAGCUAGUACGGCCCGCCCGGGCAUGGCAUUGCCGGAUAUGUGGCAUCUGUGUAAGGAGAAUGGAUCAUCAUUGUGUCUGGAUAAACAGCUGCGUUGGAGAAUCAAAUCAUCAAGCAUUUAUACUUGCCCUUUUGAUCUUCUUGCUCACUUCGGUGUACGGGAUAUCGCUGACCUUGAACACCAUUUGUAGGGAGAGAAGCCUCUUUACAGCCCUCUUCUACUGUCCUGGAGUUUACGCAAAUUACAGCUCGGCUCUGUCCUUCACCUGUGUGUGGUACUCCGUGAUCAUCACCGCGGGCAUGGCCUACAUCUUCCUCAUCCAGUUGAUAAACAUCAGCUACAAUGUGACGGAGAGGGAAGUCCAGCAGGCCCUUCGGCAGAAGACGGGCCGCCGGCUCCUCUGUGGGCUCAUCGUGGACACAGGCCAGUACAACAGGGGCUUCCUGCGCAAUUGGCACCAGUUCUCCACCCUGGGCGCACACACUGCCCACGCCCCUGCUGAGGACAUUGUCUGAAGUGCCUUCCGUGCAGCCUGAGGGAUACUCCUUUCUCUGUCCUGUCCAUUUCACACUUCGGUAUCCACGAAGGGUUCAUCUUCAUCACCGUCUUCUCAGACGUGUAGGGCCGUGCUCAGGUUUGAAGACAGGACUGAGGAAAAGGUCAUUUCCUCUGACUUCAUGACUUAAGGGAUAUUGAUACUGAAGCUGCAGGCGUAGAGCCGUUCCUUUCCAGUCACCUUCUGACUCAGUCACCAGAAGCUGCCAGGGAUGUGCGUUACUCAGGCACAGGCCAGUAGAAGGAGCUUCUGCCCAUUCAUCUGAGGAGGAGGGUUCAUAGGAUAGUUCCUAGUCCUCUCAGUUCUUAAGAGCCAUACGACCCCUUGGUAGAGCGGCUUUCCCAACUCUCAGGUUCCUCUGAUGGGGGCCUCUGCUGCCUAGCUACCUCCUGGAGCAUCCAUGAGGGCCAUCUGAGGAAGGCCGUGGAAAGUACUGUGAAACAGCCUGUAGAUCAGAACAUUGAAGCCAAUAUUAUUAAGACAAUCGGUGUGUACAGUUAUAGAAGUUCUUAGUGACAGACCUUGUCCUCAGGACCGGGGGUGACAAGAGGCUCGAUGCUGGUCAUCUCAUCUUAUUAUCUACGCUGCGUGCAGUGGGCAGCAGUUUAAGUGGCAAGUGUUUGCUGAUGGAUCAUUUUAGAUUUACUCUAAUGCUAACAAACAUUAAUUUCUUUCCUCCUUCCCAUUUCACCUGGUGAGGUGCUAGCACACUGGUGGGUGAUGGCCGCUGGACGGGAGGAGACUGUCCUGGGAGAACAUGCUAGGAGGCUGAUUAAUAUCAAGGGCUUGAUUUUUUUAUUAUUGUUUGUGUAUAUCUAGUGCUGUAGGUUUAUAGCACACAAUGGGAACAUGCGCCUGGCAUGAGCUCUUGGAGUGACUGACAGCUUCCCACAUCCACAUCGCUGCUUGCUCCCCCUUUCCUACUGAAAGUGUCUAAGAGAGAAGAACCGGUAUGUGAGCUUUCCAACAAUGGACACCUGACUGCUCUUCCUAAUUCCCGAUGCUGCGCUGCUCCUCUGUGUCCCAGAGCUGGAACGUAGGAAAGACUAUGUGUUCCCGCAGAACGCGCUGUCUUUCUGCUCCUUCUUGACGUCUUUGGUUUUCACACAUGUACUGUUCUGGGAUCCCAGAUCAAAGAUAAUUUCUGAGACCUUAAAUUUGCCUUGGCCUUGUUGCUCAGAGAUGGAAACAGUGCUGCAUUUUUCCCUUUUGUGCCUGCUUGUAAGCAUUGAGAGGAAAUACCACCACCUCUGAAUUAGCCCUGUCCUUUGCAGCAGGGGCCACCCUUAAGAGUUGCCACUAGCCAGGGCUCUCCUGAAGACAGGCGCCACAUUUUCAUCCAGGGUUGUCAUUGCUCUCCCCAGAGAUCUAUUGUUAAUGAACACUAGACUCCAUAUUCUACUGGGGUUCACUAAAGAGAGCCUGGGGGUGUUUGCAGUUUCUUCAGCGAUGCCUGUCCCUGGCAUAGAGUCAGACACUCAUUUAGAAUGAAAGUUGGCUUGGAUACAACUAAUUUCUGUGUGGGUUUUAGGUAAGAGAGAUGGUAGUAAUGUCAGACAGUCUAUGUGGGCAGAAAUUGGUAGUUUUCAUGUCUCUUGAAUGCCAGGUAUAUAGCCAACUCUGAAUGUCUGGCUGCUGCCAACAUUUAUAGAAAUCAUAUAGUCAGUAUUUGUAGCCUGCCUCGUUUCCAGCAGCAGUGCAGAUGUGAUGGUGAGUGCUGCAGCAAGACCCGUCACUAGGAGAGUGGGGAUGACCACUGCCUUCCUCAGUUUGCCAUCAAGGGCCAGUUCCCCUCCUGCUGUUGGGAGGACUCAUUUUCGGCUCUUUGGCUCACUGGGAUGAAAUGAAGAUGCUUAGGUUUUCUUUUUAGAUUUUCGUGUGUGUGUGUGUGUGUGUGUGUGUGUGUGUGUGUGUGUGUGUGU